AUGACAACCGAACAAAGUUAUUUAUCUGGAAAUUUAAGAAAAGUAAUAAGCCUAAUAGAUAGGCUUAGAGACGUCGGUUUAUGCAGAUAUAUAAGUCUUCCCCGUAUAGCUGUUUUAGGAUCCCAAUCAUCAGGAAAAUCAUCUUUAUUAGAAUAAAUAGUAGGUUUAGACUUUUUACCUCGUGGAGAAGGAACAGUAACUAGACGUCCAUUAGAAUUAAGAUUAGUAUAUAUUCCUAAGGAACAAUUAUCAUAACCAUAUGGGGUAUUUGAGGAAAUUCCUGGUUAAAAAUUUUCCAAUUUUGAAUAAGUUAGAGCCAGCAUAGAUAAAUUAACAGAUUAAAUAGCCGGUGAUAAAAAAGGAAUAAUUGAUAAACCAAUAGUUUUAACUAUUUAUUCUUCAACCUGCCCUGAUUUAACUUUAAUUGAUUUACCCGGAAUAACAAAAAUACCAAUGAAGGGAAGUGAUUAGACAUAGGACAUAGAGAAAAUCACCAAAAACAUGGCCGCAAGAUACUGCAAAGACCCAAAAACUAUCAUACUAACAGUCCUCCCUGCAAACGCUGAUAUUACAACAUCCGAUGGACUUUUAAUGGCAAAAUAAUUAGAUCCAGAAGGUACUAGGACUAUAGGUGUUAUCACUAAAAUAGAUAUCAUGGACAAAGGUACUGAUGCCCGAAAAAUGCUCAAAGGAGAAGACGUUAACCUUAAAUUGGGAUAUGUAGGCGUAAAAAAUAGGUCAUAGGCGGAUAUUAAUGCUAAAAAGACAGUAUAGGAAAGUCUAGAAGAUGAAGCUAAAUAUUUCGCAACUAGUCCUAUUUAUUCUUCAUUACCUUCUCAUCUUUUAGGUACUAAAAGUUUAACUAAUAAACUGACAGAUGUCUUAUAUUUUCAUAUUAGAUAGAAUCUACCGUAGAUUAUAAGUGAAAUUUAAAAAUAAGUGAAUGAAAAAGAAGAUAGAUUGAAGGAAUUAGGAAUACCUAUGCCGGAUACUGAAAAUGAAAAAAUGAAAUAUUUAUGGACUAUUAUGAAUGAUUUUACAGUCGCAUAUAGGAAUUCGAUUACUGGAAGUUAUGAUAAAAAUGCUAUUUAUGAUAAAAAUAGGUUACCAGCAGGAACAAGGAUAAGAAUAAUACUAAAUGACCUAUAUAGUGAUAUUAGAAAAUACAAACCAACAGAAUGUUAUAGAGAUGAAGACAUUAAAGCUGCGAUAGUCAAACAUGAAGGUGAAAGUAUUCCAGGUUUUCCCUCUAUAGAUGCUUUUUUGUAUUUAUUAGUACCACUUUUGGAAAAAUUAAGAGAACCAGCUUUUGAGUGUAUUUAAGAAGUUUAUCAUGUUUUGGAAGAAAUAGCAAUACAGAUUAUAGAUAAAGUAGUAAAGAAAGUACCGGCUUUAAAAGAGGAAGUUAAGGAAAGUAUACUAUAAGAAUUUAAAAAAGAAAGAGAAGAUUGUCAUGAAAAAAUAGAAAAUAUCAUAAAUUCAGAAAUAGGAUAUGUUUUUACUAAUGAUGUGGAUUAUUUAACAAAAAGAGUAGCAAGAAGCGAUUAGGAGUUUAAUAGUGUAAAUGAUAAUUAAUAAUAAUAAAAUUAAUAAUAAUAAGGAGGAAAUUAUAAUAGUGUUCCUUUUAGUUAAAAUUAUAAAAGAACUAGUGGUGAUCCUAUGGUUUAAGAAUUAAGAAGUAGGAUAGAUGAAUAUUUUUAUUUAGUUAUGAGGGGAAUUAGAGAUGCUAUACCUAAAAUGAUUGGAUAUUUCCUAGUUAAAGCUUCAUAAAAAUAAUUAUAAUAAACACUUUUUGAUAUUACUGAUAGAUGUGAAAGAUUAUAUUCAUUAAUGGCAGAGGUUAAAUUUAAAUAAAUUUACUAAUAUAAUAUAUAUAUAUAUAUAUAUAUAUAUAUAUAGCCAUAAUAUAUAGUCUAAGAAAGGAAAUCAUUAUCAACAGCUAUAGAAACAUUAAAAUAAUCAAUGAAGAUUAUCAGAAAAGAUCCUGAUUUUUCACCUUUUUUCCAUUAAGCUGAUUAACUAGCUUUAAAAUAAUAAUCAACUUCUUCAAAAAACACAUAAGAUCGUACAUCUACCUCUUAAUAACCUAAAUAAGAAUAAUAAUAAGCCUAAAAAACCCAUAACUUAUUCCCUCCUGAAUAAAAAACGCACAAUAAUCGUUCAUUAGAUACCCAUAAUUAACCUUUAUAAUCCCAAUAAAACUAAUCUUAUAACACAAAUACCAAUACAAAUAAUACUAGUUUUGGUUAAAAUAAUCCUUAAUAAUAGCCUUAAUAGUAAUAAUUUACUAGAUAAAACCCUAUGUAGCCUCCAUAAACAAACUAACCAGCUUAAAAUCAAAAAAUAUUCUAACCUCCAGUCUAAUAAACCCAAUAAUAGCCUUAAUAAUAACAAUAAUAGUAAAAUUAACCAAAAAAAGAUGAUUACUUUAAUUUAUUCGGAAAGCCAAAAACUCAAAUUUAACAACCUGCUCCUCCCUAAUAACAAUAAUAAUAACAAUAACAAUAGUAAUAAUAAUAGCAAUAGCAAUAAAAACCAAACACAUUAACUGGAAAUGCUGUGGAUUAUGCACUUGAUAAUAAAGGAGUUUAAGAUGGACUGAAAAAAGGGUCUGCUAAAGCCGCCGGAUAAGCCCUAAAUAAUGUUUUACCUAUCAAAAAUGCUCAAGGAGUUAACCCUUUGACUGGCUAUGCUGAAUAAAUGGGUGAAAAAAUGGCUGAUUAAGCCAUUUAAAACUAAGCUUUUAGAUAAGGAGUUAAAGAUGCUGCAGAUAAGGCAGUUGAUGAAGGAAUUGAUAAGGCUAAAAAUGAAUCUAAGGCUGCUUUUAAGUUUUGGUGA
Molecule: messenger RNA, 2838 nt
Organism: Ichthyophthirius multifiliis
Lineage: Eukaryota; Ciliophora; Oligohymenophorea; Hymenostomatida
Exons: 6
Cellular component (GO): membrane; cytoplasm; microtubule
Molecular function (GO): GTP binding; microtubule binding; GTPase activity
Source: RefSeq, a predicted model, not a curated record